GGACAGCACGGGAAGAGGAGAAAUCCCGCGAUCUGGUAACGCUGGUGCGUAGGAUAAAAUGAGAAAAACGAUGAGCCACGUCGUCGCACUGUUGUCACGUAGUUAGUGUUAGUGUCGUCAGUCGUCGUCGUCGUCACUCGUCACUCGUCUGACAGUCAGUCGUCAGCUUCGUCAGCUGAAUUUUAAGAAUAAGGAACUUUUACUCCGUAUGUGGCUCUGUGCGAGGGACGGUGGGUGGUUGUGAUCAAUGCGUGUCAUUCUUGACAGCUCGCACCAAAUCGUCGCAGAUUGUCGCCGUUUUGUCAGAAAUUCAGGGAGCUGUUUGUAAAUUUUUCGUACAAUGAAACGUGCCGGGCAAUUUUUGGUAUGAAUUCGAUAUGUCGAGGAACAUGGAAACUGAAGAAGAUAAAAUGUUUUUGGAUUCCGGUGUCCCAGAAACAUCCGAGGAAAUGUCAAUUUCUACAGAAGAUCAUAACCUGAAAGUUCGACGGAGAAAUGUAAUUGAAACAGUGAACUCUUCAUCGAAAAAAGGAGAAACCUCCGAUUCUGACAGUGACGUACCACUGGUGAGAAUGUCCGAUUCCGUGAAAGCAUGGUACGAUAACGUUAUACCGCGAAUACCUGAUCUCGCGGACAUUAGUUCGUCAGGUAAACAAAACGGAAUGUUAAAUCGCGAUGACAAUGAUUCUUCAUUAGACCCUAAUUUUGGCGAUGCAGAGGCAUUGUCGAACAGAGAGAAAAUGAAGAUAAACAUCAUUCGGGGAAGUGUUGUCAAUCCGAAUCUGACAUUAGGAGAACUCAAACUACUGGGUUGCAGCAGCGAGGGUCUAGUUAAUGAUGAUAUACGAAGGGUUCUAUGGCCAAAGCUUUUGAGGCUUUCUGAAGAAACUAUUUAUUCCGUGAAUGGACUAGAAACUAUACACAAUCACAUACCAAAUGAAAUUUAUCAACAAAUAUUAAAGGAUGUUGCUCGUAGUGGUAGUCAUAUUUCUCAGGAUGCUACUCAAGAGGAGAUAGAUAACUUUCAUGAACAAUUGACACAAUUGAUGUGUUGGGUUCUUCACAAACAUACAACAUUAAAUUAUUACCAGGGAUAUAAUGAUGUAGCUGCAACCAUUUUGCUUGUCAUGGGCUUAGAAAAAAGUUUACGUGUGCUUGAGACGAUUUCUUUAGAAUUUCUCGAAAGAUUCAUGGAGAAGACAAUGGAAAAAGUAAAUCAAGAACUGUUUUAUAUAUUUGCCCUCCUAGAAAGAGUGCACCCUACCUUGUUAGAACAUUUGGAAAAUGUAGAAUUAUUUCCGCAUUUUGCAUUGGCAGAAUACACAACCUGGUAUGCGCACAAGUAUGCGGAAAAUAGAAAACUGUUACACAGAUUGUUUGAUUAUUUUCUUGGUAGCCCUCCCUUGAUGCCUCUUUACUUAAGUACUGUAAUUGUAGCCCACAGAGCAACAGAAAUUUUUAAUACGACACCGGAUAUGGGCCAUACGCAUAAAGUUUUGUGUACUUUACCGGACGAUUUGCCUUUUGAGACGCUUUUAAAUGAAGCAAAGAUGCUAUACCGUGAAUAUCCUCCGGAAUCUAUCGUUAACGAUGUUAAAGAAUACGAUCGAAAACGAAAACGCAAAGAGCAAGAAUGGAAGGCACAGGCGGAUGCAUCUCGACAAGAGAGAGAAAGACAACGUCGACUUAAAAUCGUGCAAUCUACACCAAGAAUACCGUAUCGCAUUAGAAGGUACAAGACUAUAACGGUAGUGACAAUUUUGGCGAUAGGUUUAUACGCAUUCUUAAGAUCCUCGUCUGGUUUCAACUGACAUUAGGUCAAUUUAAUCUAUUUGGACAAUAGAUUGAUUGCCGCAUCUUUCGAUCACCUUUCCUUCCACUUUAUAUUCAUACGCAUAUUAGCUUGAUAAAUAAGAAGGCGAAUUGCUCGGCACACGAACAUAACGAAACGAUUUAUCGAGUACUGUAAAAAGAAGUAUAAUAUCAAGGAUCAACAACUUUUAUUAAACGGCGAUUGAAGAAUUUGUUCUUAAAUACAAUGAGCAUUUUUCGUAAGAGUAUUUUGAGCAUUCCUGCGCUGCCUUUCUGUUGUGUUCUUUAAACUCGACAUUUAAAUGUCAGAAAAGAAACCAAAGCUUAAGGGACAGUGUAAGUGGUGAAAGCGCCAAAGCAUAUACACGCGUUUGUGAAAAAUAUAUAUAUCCGCAAUAUGUAUAUUUUGAAAUAUUAAACAAGUUUUUUAAACGUGAAAUAUAUAUGUAUGUAUAUAUGUAUUUGUUGCUUAGAUUGUCAUUGUGUCCUUAUAAUCUGUGAUGCAAUCAUAUGCAUAUUUAUUGAAAUUCGCCAGCGAAAUUCAAAUUACCGUAGUGGUAAGACAGUGAUUAUUAAUAAAAGAACAUACUUUUGAUUUUCA
Molecule: messenger RNA, 2413 nt
Organism: Ceratina calcarata
Lineage: Eukaryota; Metazoa; Arthropoda; Insecta; Hymenoptera; Apidae
Product: TBC1 domain family member 20
Exons: 5
Coding region: 378-1811 (477 amino acids)
Biological process (GO): positive regulation of GTPase activity; endoplasmic reticulum to Golgi vesicle-mediated transport
Cellular component (GO): endoplasmic reticulum membrane
Molecular function (GO): GTPase activator activity
Source: RefSeq, a predicted model, not a curated record